Messenger RNA from Meloidogyne enterolobii, 501 nucleotides. The record is from the annotation of a GenBank genome assembly. NCBI's taxonomy places the organism in Eukaryota, Metazoa, Nematoda, Chromadorea, Rhabditida, Meloidogynidae.
AUGUAUUACAACGAUAAUAGUCAUUCUGCCGUUGAUCUCUCUGACGGGUUAGUUCUUUUUGCCCUAAUAUUUUUAUUUUAUUUUAGAUUGUUCAUUAACUUCAAUGAAAGGUUGGGUCAGCUGUCUCCAGAGUUGAGGGAUGUUGGGUUCUUUUUUAUGAAUCCUCUCGACAAGUAUAGGAUUCGGAGACAAUUUCCUUUCAAACUAGUCCUUCAAAUACUUAAAGCUAUAUUUGUAACUACACAGUUGGUGCUCUUCGCUGAGCUCAGAAUUUCCCAUGUUGAUUUUCUAGAUGAAACGGUGACGGUGAUGAGACACAAAUUUCUCAGAGAUUGGGGUCCAGAACGGGAUACAAUUGCAUAUCCACCUGCUGCUGGAAAAUAUUCCGUUUUUACAAGUGACCAAAUUGUUGAACAUUUUGCACAUAUUAUUAAAGCCGUAAUUUUCAGCAUUUAUUGUUUAAUAAUACAGUGGGGUGCAAAAGUAAUUGCGCGUAUAUAG